Cuculus canorus (common cuckoo) is the source of this 1563-nucleotide messenger RNA. It is a transcript of the gene NUDT18, whose product is annotated as nudix hydrolase 18. The record is from RefSeq and is a predicted model, not a curated record. NCBI's taxonomy places the organism in Eukaryota, Metazoa, Chordata, Aves, Cuculiformes, Cuculidae. The transcript has 3 exons. Gene Ontology annotation, molecular function: 8-oxo-dGDP phosphatase activity; 8-oxo-GDP phosphatase activity; magnesium ion binding. Bases 447 to 1412 code for a protein of 321 amino acids.
AGCCCCCUGACCCCUUCCUUUACUAUUUCCCAUCCUACGCGCUCCAGUCGAGCCAGCCCUUGCCCUCCUGCGCCCCGCUGGGGGUCCUCCAGUCCAGCAGACCCUUCCCCUACUGCACCCCUCCUUGCAUCGCCAAGGCCACUGAGCUCUUCCCUUCCUACGCCUCCUCCCAGCCCAGCAGACCCUUCCCCUCUUACACCCCGCUCGCCCUCCCCCAGUCCAGCAAGCCUUUCCCCCCCAGCACCCCACAACCCCUGGGGGACCCCUUCUUGCAUUGCACCUCCCCAAGCACCCCGCAUUCACCAGAUCCCCUCCCUCACCGCCAGCACUGGCGCUCCUUAUCACCCUGUCUGCACGUUUGGGGAGUGCCCUCCCCACCCCAAAACCCCGCUACCCCCUAAGUAGGUGCCCCCCACCCCCAUCCAGGCUGCGGGACCCCCACUCCCAUGGGUGAGAUUCCGGUGGCGGAGCUGGAUGCGGUGCUUGGUGGUGGAGGCUGGGAUGUGGGGAGCAGCUUGGAGGGUCCCCUCCAAUCCCCCGGCUCCGUCCACCUGGGGAAGAACGCCUGCUACGUUGUCCUGGCUGUGCUUUUCGACAAGGAGGAGAGGGUGCUGCUGGUGCAAGAGGCCAAACCCGAGUGCCGCGGGAAGUGGUACCUGCCCGCCGGCAGGAUGGAGCCCAAUGAGGGCAUUGUGGCUGCCAUGCAGCGAGAGGUGAAGGAGGAAUCCGGGCUAGAGUGUGACCCCAUCACCUUGCUGGCGCUGGAGGAGAGGGGACCUGCCUGGAUCCGCUUUGUCUUCCUUGCAUGCCCCACUGGUGGGACCCUGAAGACCCUGGAGGCGGCUGAUGCUGAGUCCCUGCAGGCGACUUGGUGGGCUGGGGACCCCUGUGCGCUGCCGCUGCGAGCCCUGGACAUCCUGCCCUUGCUGGACCUCGCCAUCCGUUACCGCCGCAGCGCCCCGCACCCGCCGACACUGCCGCAGGAACUGCCCUGCGCCUUAAUCUGCUUACGGCUCCUGGUGACCUUUGCCAACGAUGCCGGGGACCUUUGGGUGCUGCUGGCCACUGCUGAGCCCCCCCACUUGCCUGUGGUGGCUUGUGGCACAUCCCCAGCUGAGCUGCGCAGGGGGCUGCGCCUGCCCGUGCUGCGGCUGCUGCGGGAUUGCCUGCGCCCAGACCCCCACCCGGGACCCCUGGGGCUGCUGGGUCUGCAGCACCGGGCUCGGGGACCUGGGGGGUCUGACGGGAUCUGCUUCAACGUCCUGCUCAGCAUUCCCCCUGGCAGCCCCCGGGAUACACCCCCCGAGCUGCGUGGCCCCGCUUUCUCCUGGUGGCAUGUGGAGGAAGAGAGCCUGAGGGGCUGCAUCCUGCAGCGGCUCUGUGCUGCGGCUACGGUGCCCGUUCGCAGCUAAUUGAGGGGGGAACCCCGAAUUUGGGCUUGGAGGGGGAGCCAGCUGGAACACAGGGGUCGUGUGUGCAUUGCUAUUUGCACCCCACCCCAGGAGAUGAUACUUGGGGGUGCUGUGUCAUGGCGUGGGAGUGCUGAGCAGAAAUAAACGCAGC